Orbicella faveolata is the source of this 2232-nucleotide messenger RNA. RefSeq lists its product as uncharacterized. Gene Ontology annotation, cellular component: cytosol. Gene Ontology annotation, molecular function: UDP-glucose 4-epimerase activity. Lineage: Eukaryota; Metazoa; Cnidaria; Anthozoa; Scleractinia; Merulinidae. Gene Ontology annotation, biological process: monosaccharide metabolic process. The record is from RefSeq and is a predicted model, not a curated record.
AUUUCUCGGGAUCCAUGGCUAUCUGUUCUCUAGCAGCAUUGAUUCUUUUCUUGCUAAGCCUUGCUACAACCGGCAAAGCACAAUCGCGCUAUCAACAGAGAAUCCUCGUCCUUGGAGGAGAUGGCAUGUUAGGAAGCGAAACAGUAGCCCGAUUGAAACUCAGAGGACACGACAUCACCAUUCUGCAUCGAGGAACGUGGUACUGGGACUCCGCUCUAAGAAUCAAGCCAUGGGUGAAGUUUGUACAGUGCGACCGGGAAGACUUUGACGUCUGCGCUGAUAAACUAGGUGACAUAACUCGAGAAAAAGGCAUAUUUGAUGCAGUGAUCGACUUUAGUGGGUACAAACCAAGCCAUAUCAAGGAUUUUAUGGGCAAGAUGCGUAGUAAGAUUCGACGGUACAUCUACAUCAGUACUGAUUCAGUGUACGAGGUUUGUCAGGAGCCUUCCCACGAUGGGCCCACGCUUGAGGAGGACGCUGUGCGUCCAGAGGAUCCGAAUACAAGAGAGGCCUAUGCUCGUAAGGACCCUUACGGUAGCGCCAAGCUGGACUGUGAAGAUGUAAUAAAGAGGGAAAAUGAACUGUGGAACAUCCCUUACUUGAUUCUACGCCUGCCUGACGUCAUUGGUCUCCGUGACAACACCAACAGAUUCUGGAACUACCUUUUAUGGAUGCGAUUCCACGACAUAUUUGACCGGCCAGUGGUAAUACCACACAGCCUCCAAACUAGAUCUCUCAGCUUCGUCUUUUCUGAAGAUGUGGCGAAUCUUUUGGUAGUCCUUCCGGAGUAUGGAGACAACGUGUAUAACUUUGCUUACAACCUUGCAUUUCGAGAACAAGUGACACUCGAAGAAUUGCUCCGAAAUAUGGCCCAGCACCUUGGUCUCCCUGCGGUAAAGUUUGAUAAGCCUAACCAAUGGGGUACCCACUAUUACCCCUCUGUUACGCGUGGCCCGUUGGAUAUUUCCAUGGCGGAGAAAUUUCUUCGUUGGAAUCCGCAUCAGCUUGACCAUGGAAUUAGAAAAACCGCGCAAUUUUACGAGUACGCCAUGAGGUCUUCGGAAUUUCAGGUUCAACGAAAGGCAAUCCUCGACAGUUUGGAUGUCCCUUCUCAUGCAAUGGGAGCGUUUAGGAAACGGUUGAAGGAAGUUUAUAAUGUGGAUUAUGUUAGGCCGGAUAAUGUAAAAGACGAGUUAUAACAAAUACUGUAAGUCUAGGCUAUAAACUCCAGCACCAUGUCUAAAUUCGACAUAGAAGUGUGCUCAGCAAACGUUGUGUGGAUUUUUGCCGCUCUCGAGACUGCAACUAAUUCAAAAUAAUUCAAUUAUUGUGUAAACUGAUGUGAUGCAAAUACUUUGCUUUAUCGGCUAAUAAAGAUUUGGACGAAUUCGUUCAUAACUGAACAGAAUUGACCAUUUUUCCGGAAUUGUGCGAAGUCCAGAUCUUGUCCCAAAUGCAAGUUUGUCCGAUCUCUGACAGUUUCCGUUUUAUCAUUAUAGUUUUCAUUUCUGAAAUUUGAAUUUGAAGUACUUUACAUAGGAGUUUACGUGGUUCCUAGCAUCCCCUCCCAUCUCUUGCCAAGUCAUUUUCCCAGAUUGAGUUCAGAAAUCGAAUUCAAAGGGAUAUUACCUCACGCGGGAUUCGUAUUAGUUUACACCCAUUUCAAUACAGCUUCGCAAACUGUCCUCCUACAUCGUUUACUUACGUGCGGCCGGGGUUAGCAUGCAAAGUACUAGUGGUAGCUGACGAGAGAUUCCAUUUUGCCCAGUCCAUUCCAAAACUGAGGGUAGUUUGAAACUUCUUUAUGAGUAUAUCCACUAAAAUUUCGUCCGUUCUGUUCAAAGCUCGCUCCAUUUGGCAGUACACAAUACAAAUAAAGCCAUCAUUUACUGCUUGUAAUUCAACAGGGUUUCGUUUAAUUUCAAUACCAGUACAUCAUCAUAAUCUCAAAGUUCUCAUCUGAACUGCUAAAAUUGCACAAGUGAACGUUUUGUAGUCACGUGCAUUCAGAGCUAAACAAGAGAACUAGUUGCUCACAACCGUUUAUUACCUGAACUAAUUAUGGUGAACACGUACAACAGAAAGGGCCAGGCUACAAAACAAAAUUAUAAUCUCGACUCCAGGAGAGUUCUCCCUUUAACUUGAAAGGGACAAAUGCCCUGGGGCCCGUUUCUCGAAAGCCACGGAAACCUUUCGGGCCCGUAAAACCAUUUUUAGUUCAUCUGUAGCUAA